This is a messenger RNA of Oryzias latipes (Japanese medaka), 1816 nucleotides long. RefSeq lists its product as uncharacterized. The record is from RefSeq and is a predicted model, not a curated record. Lineage: Eukaryota; Metazoa; Chordata; Actinopteri; Beloniformes; Adrianichthyidae.
AGGCAAAAUGAAUUUCAUUUUAAAUGUCUUAGUUGGUGGAGGAACUGAAAAGUGUCUUUUGGCCAAAGACUUCCAUUUUAAGGUGGAGUCUUGAAGUUGAGUCAUAGCAACUGGACUUCCUUAAAAUGCCACUUUCUGCCAAAGGAAGACAAUUAUAGGUUUGGUUGCUAUAAGUCAACUUUAAGGCAACAUCAUCUGGAUGAAUAAUAACCUUUAUUACACACUAAUGACGGAAGUAAAUAAAUACAUAAAAAAAUAAAAUCAGAGUCCCUAAAAGUCAAUAAUUGACUUGUAUAGUUGCAUGCUUUCACCUUCCUUUUGGGGUUUACAGAAAAAAAUGAUUUUAAAAAAGUGUUCAAAGUGUUACGAGUCAGUUUAACUUUGAGCCUUGAAGCUUGAAUUUGUUUAUUUCUGUUCACGCAUUCAAACAAUCCUCUGGAGAUAUAAGUUUAGCCUACUAUUACACAUUAUUUGGCUUUGAAAAAUAAACAAAUCCUCCUCAGGUCAUGCGUUCACAAGUGUUGCAGAAAGAGGGCCUGAGGAGCCAAAGCAGUCGUCUCCAGCGGCGCUCUGGCGCCCACUUCUGGCCACACCGAGUUAGCGCAGCUCCGAGGAGCGAGUGCCCCGCAGAUUCUUGGCCAAGUUAGGUUACACGUCAGCGGGAAACCUGUACUGGUGAGUGGACGUGUGCCGUGCGCGUCAGGCAGUUCCCGGAUGACGGAAGCAUGGAUCGUGUUGUGGUGGAAGUGCCGAUCAACAACGGUUUUUCCAUGUCCUGCCCUUCUACAACACCCAGAAAACGGCAGGUCCGUUUCUCAGCCCGCCAUGAUAUCAUCCUCCUGCAAGAGGUCAUCGCCCAGAACCCCUUCGCCUCCAAAGAACCCGGGCGGAUCUGGGCCCGCGUGGGGGAGAUCAUCACGGCGGCCCUUCAGGAGGAAAACUUUGAGGUGGACGCACGGAGGUGUCGAGAGAGGACUAUGCUGCUGCUGGACUACUACAAGAAACAAGACUAUCCUAGUCUGCGCAGGUUUGGAACAGAAAGGUUAUACGCUCAAAAGGAGGACCUGCUCCAUGAGGUUCUGGAGCUGGAGGCUGAGAAGGGGCUCCUAGCCAGCGGCGAGGUUGUCAAGUACCAAGAAGAAGAACGAAGAAAUCGUGCCCUAGAAGAGCUACAUUUACCAGAACAGGACAAACCCAUCAUCACACAAACACCUGCUGCUGAUCCUGAAGAUGAGCGCGAGCAAAUCACAGAGCUUUCAGCGGCGCCCACAGCCAAGAGGGCCUGCCAGUGCUGCUGCCAGACCUACUCUGAGAUUCUCAGCUUUCUGGAGAAACGCUCCGAGGCCGAACAGCGGCUCCGAGAGGAAGAGCUGACUCUGCGCAGAGAGGAGCUGGAGAUCCAGAGGAGUAAAAUUGCUCUGGAGAGAGCACGCUUGGAAGCUGAAAGGAAAGACAGAGAACGGAGAUUCGAGCUUGAGAGCCAAGAAAGACAAGUCAUCCUGGAAUUGCUAAAAGAGAAGGUGCUCAAAGGCUGAGAGGGAAAGGGCGCCACCUGGAGGCAGAUGUUGGGACAUGGGCUUGAAACUUUUCUUGAGUUGCAUCCAGGUUUUGAUUUGAGACCCAACCUCAAGGACUGGAGGUCUAGAAAUUAUGAACCAUGUGCAUUUGCUCAAGUUCAAGAACAGAAAUGUUUGGCUCAAAAAUAAAAGCUCUUUUUACUGUUCUCAUGUAAUGAAAAUACAGAAACACCAACCUGCUGUUAUUGUGUUUCUACAUGAGAUUUUAAAAUAGAUUCAAUAAAAGUUAUAAAAAUAAA